This is a messenger RNA of Sinocyclocheilus grahami, 1053 nucleotides long. Its product is annotated as collagen alpha-2(VI) chain-like. The record is from RefSeq and is a predicted model, not a curated record. The transcript is spliced from 19 exons. The annotation marks the transcript as partial. Lineage: Eukaryota; Metazoa; Chordata; Actinopteri; Cypriniformes; Cyprinidae.
AUAAUCUUUCUUUGGUCUUGUUCUUUCUUACAGCUUCAUCUGGCUUAUCAAGAGUGCUACUCUACAAAAUGUCUGGAGACUCCAGGACCUCCAGGUCCACCGGGACUCAGGGGACAGAAAGGAGCUAAAGGCGAUAAUGGUGACCCCGGUCUUAAAGGUCAAAGAGGACGUCCUGGAGAUCCAGGUAUUGAGGGACCCAUUGGACAUCCUGGACCUAAAGGAGAGACUGGUCUCAGAGGUGAAAAGGGAGAAAUUGGAGCACAAGGGAGGAAGGGUGUUGCAGGAAUACUGGGCCGAAAUGGAACAGAUGGGCAGAAGGGAAAAAUUGGCAGGAUCGGCGCUCCUGGCUGCAAAGGUGACCCCGGCGACAAGGGUCCUGAUGGCUAUCCUGGAGAUGUUGGAGAACCUGGUCUUGCAGGGGCUCUGGGAGAAAAGGGCGAUCCAGGUCGUCCAGGAAGACCAGGUCCACUUGGGCCAGCUGGAGAUCCUGGACCCAAAGGAGAGAGAGGAAGUUCCGGAACACCUGGAAUUCCUGGCCAGAAAGGAUCUGCUGGUACAGCUGGAGGACCUGGACCUAAAGGCGACCCUGGAAGACGAGGAGACUUUGGGCCUAAAGGCAGCACCGGAAAUAAUGGGCCAAAAGGAGAAAAGGGUGAACCAGGUUCUGAGGGACCCAGGGGUCUUUCGGGCGAAGCUGGCAACAAAGGAUCCAAGGGUGAUAACGGACUUCCAGGACCAAGAGGCCCACCAGGAGGUCCUGGAGAACCAGGCAGAAAUGGUUCCCAAGGUGACGCAGGUGAUUCUGGCCCUAGAGGUGAUCCUGGCUCUCUAGGACCAAAGGGUGAUUCUGGCAGACCUGGAUUCAGCUAUCCUGGAUCAAGGGGAGCUACGGGUGACAGGGGUGAUAAAGGUGCACCUGGUCCCAGGGGAAGUAGAGGAGACUGUGGACCAAAGGGCGACCCAGGUCCAAAGGGAACUCCUGGAGAGUCGGGAGAGCCCGGGCCUUCAGGAGAACCUGGACGAAGGGGGCCUAAAGGAGACCCAGGAAGAGAU